This is a messenger RNA of Strongylocentrotus purpuratus (purple sea urchin), 1240 nucleotides long. Its product is annotated as 39S ribosomal protein L23, mitochondrial. The record is from RefSeq and is a predicted model, not a curated record. The transcript is spliced from 5 exons. Gene Ontology annotation, cellular component: ribosome; mitochondrial large ribosomal subunit. Gene Ontology annotation, biological process: mitochondrial translation. Gene Ontology annotation, molecular function: structural constituent of ribosome. Lineage: Eukaryota; Metazoa; Echinodermata; Echinoidea; Camarodonta; Strongylocentrotidae. Bases 288 to 734 code for a protein of 148 amino acids.
AGCACAGCGCAACCCAUGCAACAUGCUGUUAAUAAGCCUACCAUUUCUAGUGCAUUAUGUGGUAACGAAACCAACUCGCCGAAAUACGGAUGCUGAUACUGAGUAUCACAGACAUUGAUCUUGAUUCCCCCUGCACUGAGGGACUUCAGUCUGCUGAAAGUGAUGAAUAACUCUUGAGCCGAGGAUUGUCAUUGUUCUUUUCCUUGGCCUGGCUGUACAAGCUAUUGCUAGAGAUUGGAGCUUGGGAAAUUGAAACUUCAAGGAGACUGAUCAGCUUACCAUACAUAAUGUCAAAAGCAAGGUACCCGAUUUAUCUCCUAGGCAACCCACAGAACAGGGUUUUCUUUACAGAUUUCUGUUUGAAGCUGGUGAAGAAUAAGAAGCCUCAACCGCCCAACGUUGUUACAUUUGAAUGUGACCCCCAGAUGACUAAGUUUGACGUCAAGAACUACCUGGAGAAUGUUUAUAAGGUUCCCGUGGCCAGGGUGAACACCAGUGUGAUCUACGUACCGUUCAAGAGGAACCAUAAAAACCAGAGGGUCAAACUCAAAGAGGACUACAAGCUUGCUUACGUCACAUUGGCUGAGGGCCAGACAUUUGAGUUCCCUGACCUCUUCCCAGAUACCGAGGAGAAGAAGAACGAAGAAAUGGCGGAUGAAUUGAAGGAGAAGGAGGAGAAGGUUUCUAAAAGAUUUGUAUCGAGGGGAGGAGUACCUAGCUGGUUUGGCUUAUGAUAGAUAGAACGAGUGACGAUAGAACAAUAUACAAUGAAACCUGUCUAUAAAGACCGUUCCUUUAGUACAUGUUUCAAUGAAAAACAAUUUUCAAGGGAAACAAAAAAUGUGGUCCUUAUAGACAGGUGGUCUUUGUAGACAGGAAAGAGUUGUGAUUGACAGAACGAAUGAGGAUAGACGAAGCGAGUGAUCUCAUCAUGAAGGGCAGACGUUUGGUCGACAGUGGUUCUGCAGCAAUUGGAUAUUUUUGGCCGUCAGUGGGAAGACAGUUCCUUUGAUAAAGACCGUCUCCAAGCUGAGGAUUGGCAAAGCAACUGUAGCGGAUAGUGUUGCCAUGAUGUUCAAUCCAUUUGCUGUCAUUGUUAUGAAUACGAGAAUGUUUGGGAGAUUGCUACAAACUUUAUUUACUCGGACAGAAUUGAAGAUUAUGAUCCUAUUCAGACUGUCAUAAAAGCUAUACUGAUCUGUCAUUUUUAAUAAAGAGAAGUGGAGAGAUCUGAGAAGAA